ACCGAGCCGAGUGGAACGAGGACGCAGAACAUCCCAGAGCCCGGCAUCAGCAUGUUUCCAUCCCUAGGGCAAGGCCAUGCAGCUAGGCCCAGCCCUGGUGCUGGGGGUGGCCGUGUGCCUGGGGUAUGGCCGGCCCCUGCUGCAGGCUCCCGAGCGCCCUUUCUCUGUGCUGUGGAACGUCCCCUCAGCACGUUGCGAGGCCCGCUUUGGUGUGUGCCUGCCACUCAGUGCCCUGGGCAUCCGAGCCAACCGUGGCCAGCGUUUCCAUGGCCAGAACAUCACCAUCUUCUACAAGAAUCAGCUCGGCCUCUACCCCUACCUCGGACCCAUGGGCACAGAGCACCAUGGAGGUAUCCCCCAAGCUGUGCACCUUGACCGCCACCUGGCACGGGCUGCCAGCCAGAUCCGCCACAGCCUGGGACCCAACUUCGCUGGCCUGGCCGUGCUGGACUGGGAGGAGUGGUUUCCGCUCUGGGCUGGGAACUGGGGCCGCCGCCGAGCCUACUGGGCAGCCUCCUGGGCUUGGGCACAGCGGGCAUUCCCCAAGCUGGCCCCUCAGGAACAGCUGCACAAGGCCCGAACUGGCUUUGAGCAGGCAGGCCGUGCCCUGAUGGAGGACACACUUCGGCUAGGUCAGGCCCUGCGGCCCCAUGGGCUCUGGGGCUUCUACCGUUACCCGGCCUGUGGCAAUGGCUGGCAUGGGAAGGCUUCCAUCUGCACGGGCCGCUGCCACGCAGCCACCCUGGCCCGCAACACCCAGCUGCAUUGGCUGUGGGCCGCCUCCAGCGCCCUCUUCCCCAGCAUCUACCUCCCACCCAGGCUGCCGCGUGUCCACCACCAGGCCUUUGUCCAGCACCGCCUGGAGGAGGCCUUCCGUGUUGCCCUGGCUGGGCACCCACACCCCCUGCCCGUCCUGGCCUAUGUCCGCCUCACACACCAGCGCUCUGGGAAGUUCUUGUCCCAGGACGAGCUUGUGCAGACCAUUGGUGUGAGCGCAGCACUGGGCGCGGCCGGCGUGGUGCUCUGGGGGGACCUGAGCUUCUCCAGCUCUGAGAGGAAGUGCUGGCGUCUCCAUGACUACUUGGUGGGCACCCUGGGCCCCUAUGUGCUCAAUGUGACCAGGGCCGCCAUGGCCUGCAGUCACCAGCAGUGCCAAGGCCAUGGACGCUGUGCCCGGCGAGAUCCAGGACAGGCGGAAGCCUUUCUGCACCUGCGGCCAGAUGGCAGCCCCGGAGCUUGGGAGUCCUUCCGCUGCCGCUGUUACCAGGGCUGGACUGGCCCCACCUGCCAGGAGCCCAAGCGUCCACCUAAGGAAGCAGCUUAAAGCCAGGUGUCCCCGCACCUGCCUCUUCUUGUCCCUGCUGCCAUUUUCCUAGUCCUGGGGGGACUUUGUCCUGCCCUUGCCCUAUUCAGCUUAUGCUCUGCACUCCCAAGCACACACCUCACUUCUCUUGAGAU
Tupaia belangeri chinensis (Chinese tree shrew) is the source of this 1458-nucleotide messenger RNA. RefSeq names its product hyaluronidase 3 (gene HYAL3). Gene Ontology annotation, biological process: hyaluronan catabolic process; carbohydrate metabolic process. The record is from RefSeq and is a predicted model, not a curated record. NCBI's taxonomy places the organism in Eukaryota, Metazoa, Chordata, Mammalia, Scandentia, Tupaiidae. The coding region runs from base 77 to 1324 and encodes 415 amino acids. Gene Ontology annotation, cellular component: acrosomal vesicle. Gene Ontology annotation, molecular function: hyalurononglucosaminidase activity. The transcript is spliced from 4 exons.